This is a messenger RNA of Talpa occidentalis (Iberian mole), 1545 nucleotides long. RefSeq names its product deoxyribonuclease 1 like 1 (gene DNASE1L1). Gene Ontology annotation, biological process: DNA catabolic process. Gene Ontology annotation, cellular component: nucleus. Gene Ontology annotation, molecular function: DNA nuclease activity. The transcript is spliced from 8 exons. NCBI's taxonomy places the organism in Eukaryota, Metazoa, Chordata, Mammalia, Eulipotyphla, Talpidae. The record is from RefSeq and is a predicted model, not a curated record. Bases 166 to 1089 code for a protein of 307 amino acids.
CUACUCGCUGCCUGGGCCAGUGCUGCCAGCCCGUGGGGUGUCUGCUUCGCUCCCAGCUGAGCCCAGCGUGGACACAGCCCCUCUGCACAGAACUGAGUCCAGCUGGGACGGCACCCUGGGGCGACCUGGAUUCCUGCGGAGGUUCCCAGCACCCUAGACACAGACAUGCACCCCCCAGCUGUGCUCCUGCUCCUGCUCCUGGACGCGGGGGCUAAGGCUUUUCGCAUCUGUGCCUUCAACACCCAGCGCCUGACACUGGCCAAGGUGGCCAGGGAGCAUGUGAUGGACACCUUGGUUCGGAUCGUGGCUCGCUGCGACAUCAUGGUGCUGCAGGAGGUGGUGGACUCUUCCGACAGCGCCAUCCGUCUCCUGGUUCGAGAGCUCAAUCGAUCCGAUGAUUCUGGGCCCUUCAACUACCUGAGCAGCCCACAGCUGGGGCGAAGCACGUACAUGGAGAAAUAUGUGUAUGUCUACAGGUCACACAAGACGAGGGUCCUGGAGCACUACGUGUACAAUGACAAGGAUGACCUCUUUGCCCGCGAGCCCUUUGUGGCCCAGUUCACUCUGCCCAGCAACGUCCUCCCCAGCCUGGCACUGGUCCCGCUGCACACCACCCCAAAGGCUGUGGAGACAGAGCUGAAUGCCCUGCACGACGUCUUUCUGGACGUCUCCCGGCGCUGGCAGAGCCAGGACGUCAUCCUGCUCGGGGACUUCAAUGCUGACUGUGCUUCGCUGCCCAAAAAGCGCCUGGGCGAGCUGGUGCUGCGGACUCAGGCUGGCUUCCACUGGGCCAUCGGAGACGAGGAGGACACCACAGUGCGGGCCAGCACCCGCUGUGCCUACGACCGCAUCGUGCUGCACAGCGAGCGCGCCCAGGGCCUGCUGCGGGCCGCUGGUGCCUUCUGCUUCCCCAAGAGCUUCCAGCUCAGUGAAGUGGAGGCCCUCAACAUCAGCGACCACUACCCUGUGGAGGUGGAGCUGGAGCUGAGCAGGGCGGCGCACACGCUUCAGCCCCUCAGCCUGGCCACACUGUUGCUGCCGUCACUGCUGCUGCUGCUCCUGCCUGCCCCGCUGGGCCCGGUAGCCUGAUCGCGAUGACUACACUACUGCCUUCCGGACUCAAACCUAGCCUUCCCUGGCCAUCCUGCCCUGCAGCCCAAGAGACUCCCAAGGGGCUGCGGUUGCAGCGCCUCCCCUCCGCCCCGCCGCCUUUUCUUCGCUUAGGCUUGGGCUGUUCUUUGGUGGGGCCGGACCAGGAAUUAGAAUGUGGAAGAGGAAGGUAGGGGUGCUGAGGCUGGGCCCUCUUCCCGCAGGUCAUGGCAGGCCCCUGGGUUGAGGGACGCGGGGGGCGGGGGAGAGGUGGCAGGUGAUCUUGGCUGAAAUGCAGGGCUCAGAAAAAGGAAUCACAGCGGAUUGUUUUUAUUCUAACAAUAAAGCUACUUGCAUACACACAACCAAAACUUGGACUGGAAGGAUGUUGUGUGUGCAGAAUGCCCAGAGGCCGGCCUGAUGGCACACAGGAGUCAGAGGCCUCCACUGAAGACA